This is a messenger RNA of Nerophis ophidion (straightnose pipefish), 4099 nucleotides long. RefSeq names its product solute carrier family 24 member 4b (gene slc24a4b). The coding region runs from base 446 to 2218 and encodes 590 amino acids. NCBI's taxonomy places the organism in Eukaryota, Metazoa, Chordata, Actinopteri, Syngnathiformes, Syngnathidae. Gene Ontology annotation, biological process: intracellular calcium ion homeostasis; calcium ion transmembrane transport. Gene Ontology annotation, molecular function: calcium channel activity; calcium, potassium:sodium antiporter activity. Gene Ontology annotation, cellular component: membrane. The record is from RefSeq and is a predicted model, not a curated record. The transcript has 17 exons.
CACGCACGCGGGGUGACUGCUCAUCAGGCGCAGGUGCGUGGACUUGCUCCCCACGCAGCUUGAUGACGGGACAUUGGCGUCUUCGGAGGCACACCGCCAAACUACAAGAAGCAGAGAGGAUCUAGCAGCGGAUGGUAUCGGCUUUUUUCUUUUUCUUUUUUCUUUUACCCGUCCCCCACCCACCACCACCACCACCCCGCUGCCCGCCCCUCUUCUCGCCGGGACAACAUGCACGUUGGAUUGAAUGUGGAUCCUCCAUCGCUGCGUUGAAUUUCUGGCAGCGGCGGCGAUUGGCAUCGACAUGAGGACAUCAUCCCGGCUGUGUUGCGUUUGAAACGUAAGGGGAGGAAAAAGAAGGGGGGUAGUUUCUUCAGCUGUCAAGGACGCUACAAAAAAAUAUAUAUAUAUACAUAUAUAUAUAUCGGGAGAUAAAAGUGGAAGCGGCAUGGAGCAGGACGACACCGCGAACGCGUCCAAGAAGAGCAUCAUGGCGACAAUCUUCAAAGUUCGCAAGAGGAGGGAGAUGCUUUUUGUGCAGGUGUGCUUCAUCUGCAGUGUCCUCUUCGUGGCGUGGACCAUGUCGGCGCUCUUGACUAAAACAGGCUACGGCAUGAUCCUGGAGGACCGUCCCGAAGUGGAGCGCUGGGGAAGGCGGCUAAUGGCCUCAGCAGCCGAAAAUGACACCGAACCCAAGAACUGUUCGGAACCAGCAAUACACGAGUUCCCCGAUGACUUUUUCAGCAACAACGAGCGGAAGAGCGGCGCCAUCCUGCUCCACAUCGCGGCGGCCCUCUACAUGUUCCUGGCCCUCGCUAUCACAUGUGACGAGUACUUUGUCACGUCACUGGAAAAGAUCUGUGAGAAACUUCACCUCAGUGAAGACGUCGCUGGCGCCACCUUCAUGGCAGCUGGCAGCUCUGCGCCCGAGCUUUUUGCCUCGGUCAUCGGUGUCUUCAUCACCCAUGGAGACGUGGGGGUGGGGACCAUUGUUGGCUCAGCCGUCUUCAACAUCCUGUGCAUCAUUGGAGUCUGUGGGAUCUUUGCAGGACAGGUGGUCAUGUUAACUUGGUGGGCAGUUUUCCGAGAUUCCUUCUACUACAUCUUGUCUGUCAUCGCUCUUAUUGCAUUCAUCUACGACGAGAAGAUUGUGUGGUGGGAGAGUUUAGUCCUGGUGGUCAUGUAUGCAGGCUACAUCCUGAUCAUGAAGUUCAACUCCAGCAUGCAGUCGUUCUUUAUGGGCAGCUCCAAGAAGAACGUGGCCAACGGCAACGCGGCGGCCAGCAGUGAAAUGGAGGACGUGAAGCCCACCAAGGCUUACAGCCGCGGCUCCGUGGUGAUGGUGGACGAGAUCAUGAACGCCAGCCCUUCCAAGUUCCGCUUUCCCGAAGCGGGCCUGCGUGUCAUGGUGACCAGCCACUUCGGCCCCAAGACCCGCCUGCGCAUGGCGAGCCGCCUCAUCAUCACAGAGCGCCAGAAGUUGGUGCAGGCGGCCAACGGCGUGGAGACGCAAGUGAUCGACGGGAAGGCAGAGAUCGAGAACGGGAACGUGCCGGAGGACAAACCCACCGAGGAUGAGGAAAGCGGCAUCUCCCCGUUCCGUAUUCCCAAGGGAGUCGGCAACAAGUUCAAGUGGUUGAUCGCGUGGCCUUUGCUGCUUUUGUUGUUCAUCACCGUCCCAAACUGUGGCAAACCUCGUUGGGAAAGAUUCUUCAUGCUCUCCUUCAUCCUCUCCACCGUCUGGAUCGCCGUCUUCUCCUACUUUAUGGUCUGGAUGGUGACUAUAAUUGGCUACACUCUGGGCAUCCCUGACGUCAUCAUGGGCAUCACCUUCCUGGCAGCGGGUACCAGCGUGCCGGACUGCAUCGCCAGCCUCAUCGUGGCUCGCCAAGGUCUGGGAGACAUGGCCGUGUCCAACACUAUUGGGAGUAACGUCUUUGACAUCUUGGUCGGACUCGGGGUCCCCUGGGCUAUUCAGACCAUGUGUGUGGAUUACGGAUCCGAGGUGAUGAUCAACAGUCGGGGACUUUUGUAUUCAGUGGUGCUUCUGCUGGGCUCUGUGGCCCUCACAGUGCUGGGGAUUCACCUGAACAAGUGGAGGCUGGACCCCAAGCUGGGCAUCUACGCCUUGCUUCUGUACGCCGUCUUCCUCUGCUUCUCGGUCAUGAUCGAGUACAACGUCUUCACCUUCGUCAACCUGCCCAUGUGCUUCGAGGACUAACUCAGCCAGGAGCCCCCCCGAAAAGCUCCCAAAUUCCUCCUCCUUGGACCUAUCCCUCUCUCUCCCCUCGUAUUGUUCAGUCCCACGUUUGUCCACCGGGUGGCACACUUGAGCCGUGUCCCCUGGCCACGGACCGACGGCAGGGGGCGGACCUACACGCUGGUUCCGGGGCCUUGCCUGUUCCUGUGCGGUAUUUUUCUGUCCAAAUCUUUCCACUACGCAUGUCUCACACCACGGAAGAAUCCUCAAAAGGUUUACCGAGAACUCCAGGACCCAAAGAGACAAGCACACUUUAUUUUUCUUUCUUAAGACCCCGGGCCUUGUCUUUGGCAGCUCCAGCAUGGACUUCACUGUCCUGGCAUGACCUGUGCCACCAGGAAUUAAGACACUCUCCGACUCUUAAAUCACCUGCAACUUUUUUUUUUCUCACCUUUUUUUUUGGAUUGCAAAAAACAAACAAACUUGAAGCUUGUUUUUUUUCCCGAGAUACGAGCGACCACAGGGGGGCGCUGUCGUCAUUCAGCCAUGGCUUCUGUUGCACUUUUCCAUGCAGAGGUGGAGCUUGACUUGUCUGCUAUUGCGUCCUACGGCCAGCAGAGGGUGCCAAACCCAGCAUUAUAGUCAGUCAUCAGGGACAGCACCAGGGGGCGCUAUGGUCUCGAAUUUGCGGUGGUAUGUAGAUACUGCACUUUAACACUCAUUCUCAAUCAACUAGUGCUUCCUUCUCUCUGUGUGUGUGUGUGUGUGUGUGUGUGUGUGUGUGUGUGUGUGUGUGUGUGUGUGUGUGUGUGUGUGUGUGUGUGUGUGUGUGUGUGUGUGUGUGUGUGUGUGUGUGUGUGUGGGGCUCCACGCUUGUUGAAUCUAUACCAUGAGCACACCCACCUCUUGUCUGCAGUGCAUGCCGGGACGAUAAAUGCAGUACCGCCCCCACCCACCCCAAAACUUUUGAAGCACAGCAUAGGAAAAAAUAAAUAAAUAAACCUGAUUGCAUCUCCAGUUUUACAACACACACACAAAAAAAACAAAAAUGGAAGAAAUCGGCAGCUACACAACAAUUUGUUGCAAAAAUGCGAGAAAAGGAGCCGAGGUCUGGUGGGUGGUCGGGUGGGGUUUGCGUGAAUAUUUGAAUUUAUGCAAUUUAUGCAAUCUUAAUGUAACUGUGCGUGUGUGUGCGAGAAAGAGUGACACGAGAGGCCCUGCCAGGUCGCCAUGACGAUGUUGUCCCGUCCAGUACUACUGUGUGAGCUCACAGGUUGUUUUUUUGUUUUGUUGUGAUUGCUGUUGAACUGAGCCAAAGGUGGGACUUUUCUGGAAAAAAAAACAAUGGCCUCACAGGAAGACUUUUUUUUUUUUUUUUGCAUCAGAAAGCUGGAGUUUCUGUAUGAUUUUUUUGGGGGGGAGGGGAAUUGUCACUUUAGGAGAGGGCCUGCAUGAGAGCACUUAAGGACAAACAAAGUUGGACCCCCUUAAGAUGCUCCUCUGUAGAUACACUUUAUACACCUGCUCUUUGACUUUCUUGCCGGAUGAGUUUUUUUGUUUUUUUUUCCACCCCCCGCCCCGCAGAGGACAGGAAAAAGAAGAAAAGUGUACAAAGCAAGCACGCACACGUCGAGGAGCGCUGACCGCAAGGAGAUUUUUUUCUUUGAACGCGACCUGAUGCACUGUGAGCUCAAUGUGAUGUGGCAGUUGUUGUCGAGAAUUAAAAAAAAAAGAUGAUUAUAUAUUUAAUGUAAAGUUAGUUACUAUAAAAAAAAUACUGUAUAACUUAUAUGAAUGUAUUGUCUUGCUAUACUGGACAUAUCCAACCAAUGCAUUUUACUGUAAAGCAAUAAUGUGAAGAAAAAAAAAUAAAACGGCAAAAUUGUUCCUGUUUGUUUUUAA